AUGGAGGUGGAGGUGGUGGGUGGUUGUGGUGGUGGAAGUGGUAGAGGUGGAGGUGAAGGUGGUGGUGGUGGUGGUGGAGGUGGCGACGGUAGUGGUGGUGGUGAUGGAGGAGGAGGUGGGAUUGGUAGUGAUGGAGGUGGCUAUUAUGUGCUUCUUGUGAAAGCAGCUUUCAAAAGCAACCUCUAA
Prunus armeniaca (apricot) is the source of this 186-nucleotide messenger RNA. The record is from the annotation of a GenBank genome assembly. Lineage: Eukaryota; Viridiplantae; Streptophyta; Magnoliopsida; Rosales; Rosaceae.